Messenger RNA from Penicillium macrosclerotiorum, 1011 nucleotides. RefSeq lists its product as uncharacterized. The coding region runs from base 1 to 1011 and encodes 336 amino acids. NCBI's taxonomy places the organism in Eukaryota, Fungi, Ascomycota, Eurotiomycetes, Eurotiales, Aspergillaceae. The transcript has a single exon. The record is from RefSeq and is a predicted model, not a curated record.
AUGUGUCUUCAUGCCUACCACCACUAUACCCGCUGUGGCCAUAUCGCCAACUGGACAGUGACCAGCUGUUUCCAAUUCACCAAUGCGAUUCGUGCCUGGGCCCAAACCAGCACUACCCAACCUUGUGAUAAUAUUCGAGUUGUCCACGACCUUCUUCCCGUCAGAGUGUCCUCUGUCGACUGCUUCCAGUGCCUGAAUGAGCAUCGGGGCUGCUUUCCGCACGAUCAGACUGCCUUGCCUCACAAAUACACAGUCCUUGAGGGUUUGGGCGCCGAGAGACCGAUCAUGAAGAUUUAUGUUCAGAUGGACCGUGAUCAGGCAUACAAGCCCAAUCACGAUCCGAACAGUAAUAAUGAUGAUGAUGACGAGUGUCCUUUCGCCGAGAUUUCUGGAGAAUGGUGUCCUGCUUGUUCCUUCAAAGACACCAAGGCCCCAGCUCCAAGACAAACGACCACUUAUGGGGCAUGGGAACAGAUGCAAGAUACUCAUGUAUCUGAGCGUGCUCAGGUGGUAUUCUCAGGCGAAGCAACAACUAGCUCAACGGUUCCAUUCAAGGCCCCGGAUGCUGCGGGCAAGCCCGCAGGGAAUGCUCUGGAGCAUGCGAAUUAUAGUGAUUCCUCCGGAUGGUGCCCCAACCUCUCCGAUGAAUCGUCCCUCAUGCACCCACCAGACUAUGUUGCAUGGAUACGUAGUCUUCCCACCCCCAAUGACUCUAGGCCGUCUCUGUCCUCCGCCCCAGAAUCGGAAAUUUUGGACGGAGAAGCCCUCCCAACCUCUUCUGGGGCGACUGAAUAUCCAACAUUGUCCCCCCUUCUGGCCUCUCUCGUUUGGCAUGUGCGGAGAGGUCGACCUCCUACGCCGUUCCCGUUUUCAGAAGCCCAUUACCAGCAUCGCCAGGAACUGGAAGCUCUUCUUCUCGCCAUGGCUCCCACCACCGAAGCCGACCCGUUUGAGCUGGAUAUGCUUCAUCGUGCCAUUUUCACCCUACUUGGGGAGGAGAGCGAGAAGUAA